This is a messenger RNA of Monoraphidium neglectum, 288 nucleotides long. RefSeq lists its product as hypothetical. Lineage: Eukaryota; Viridiplantae; Chlorophyta; Chlorophyceae; Sphaeropleales; Selenastraceae. Gene Ontology annotation, cellular component: cytoplasm; nucleus. Gene Ontology annotation, molecular function: calmodulin binding; calcium/calmodulin-dependent protein kinase activity; calcium-dependent protein serine/threonine kinase activity. Gene Ontology annotation, biological process: peptidyl-serine phosphorylation; intracellular signal transduction; protein autophosphorylation. The record is from RefSeq and is a predicted model, not a curated record. Bases 1 to 288 code for a protein of 95 amino acids. The transcript is spliced from 2 exons.
AUGCAGCAGAGGCACCACCUCAACGUCGCGCGCGAGGUCGCGAUCCUGACCUGGCUGCGGGCGCUGCGCCUGCCCGGCGUCGUGCGCCUGCUGGGCACCAGCGAGUGCUCCAACAACGUGUACCUCACGUUCGAGGCCUGCGAGGGCGGCGACCUGUUCACGCGCAUGCGCGGCGGCGGCUGCCUCGGGCGAGGGGAGGCGGCAAUAUGCCAGGAGGUCAUUGGGCCGCUGCUGAGCGUGCUGGCGGAUCUCCAUAGCCUCAACAUCGUCCACAGGGACAUCAAGUAA